Lathyrus oleraceus (garden pea) is the source of this 803-nucleotide messenger RNA. RefSeq lists its product as uncharacterized. The transcript has 2 exons. The record is from RefSeq and is a predicted model, not a curated record. NCBI's taxonomy places the organism in Eukaryota, Viridiplantae, Streptophyta, Magnoliopsida, Fabales, Fabaceae. The coding region runs from base 174 to 545 and encodes 123 amino acids.
UCUCUCUCUCUAUCUCCUUUUUGUUAUUGGGUUAGUUUCGUCUCUCUUACCUCACUGAUCACAUUUUUUCUUCUUUCUCCGUAACUCUCUCACUCUCACCUCCCAAAUUCCCCUCUUUCUCCUUCCCAUCGUCACAACUCUCUGAUUCUCUAUCUCUCCACCACACGAUAACAAUGGUGGAUCAUCAAACCGUUUGCUGCAUGUGCGGUGACGUUGGUUUCCCUGACAAGCUUUUCCGUUGCAACAAAUGCCGCAACCGCUUCCAACACUCGUAUUGUAGCAACUACUACGGAGAACAAGCGGAGAUAGAACAGUGCGAUUGGUGCCAAAGCGAGGAGAAGAAUUCAAGACAUACAGUUUCAAAUUCAAAGAAACCAGCGACGGAGAUCGUCGGAGCAACAACGAACCGUUCGGAAUAUUCCGGCGAGAAAAUAAUGAAACAGCAUGACCGCGAAGAGAGUGGCUCUGAAAAAGGAAAGAGUCCUUCUCCGUCGCCGCGAACCGCCACACGUAGGUACAAGCUUCUCAAGGAUGUAAUGUGUUAGAUAAUCGCAAUCGUAAUCGUGAACGUGAACAAGAAGAAGAUAGAUGAUAAUGAUGAUGAUGAAGAUAAUGAAAAAUAGGUGACUUUUGUGUUAAGAAGAUGUGUGUGUUUUGUUUAUGUCUAUAUAGCGUGUAGUGUGAUUGCAACAAAUUAAAGAGUGUGUUUUCUAUGAGUGUUUUUCUCAACUUCUUCUCUUGUUAUGAGUGGCUUUUCAGCAAGUUGUGAAUAAUAAAAAAACUAUCUAGUAACUUUCAAUCUA